Molecule: messenger RNA, 846 nt
Organism: Dovyalis caffra
Lineage: Eukaryota; Viridiplantae; Streptophyta; Magnoliopsida; Malpighiales; Salicaceae
Source: the annotation of a GenBank genome assembly
AUGAUAAAUAUUCUUGCUUCAUCAUCAACACCACCACAAGCUGAUAACCAGAGAUCUGCUUUGGCUCUACUGCACCAAAACCUUAUGAUUAUCGGCGAUUAUUCUCCAGAAGCUGAGUUGUGGGACUGGGACCUGAAAACAGAUUGUUGCUCUUGGAUGGGAGUUGUAUGUAAUGGUGACGGUCUUGUGACUGAACUUGUCUUGUUCAGUCCUAUUUCUGCAACACUUAAACUUAAAAGCCCAAUCCUUGAAAUGGUUUUCCAGAAUUUGAGUUUUUUAGUCAGAGUCAGUCUAGAUGAUGUAGGCCUCUCCGCACAAAGUAGCAGCUGGUGUGAAGCCAUCUCUCAUUUACUUCCCAACCUUAGAGUCCUGAGUCUGUCUCAUUGUGCUCUUUCUGGUCCUAUUUGUUCUUCACUAUUCACUCUUCCUUCCUUAGAGUUGCCAGAGUGUGUACCAAAUCUUGAUAUGGUAGAGAGUGUGGAUGAUGAAAAGAUUGCCAAUCAUCUUGAUCGCGUGGUUGGGAACUUGGGAAGGAAGCCCUUAAAGGUCUUGGUCCAAGUGAAUACCAGUGUUGAAGAAUGUGAUUUAAGUUCAUGGUUAUUAAUUAUGGUUCGUGUGUUGGCAUUUGACUGCAAUGGCGUCUCUUAUGUCCACCUCCAGAAAGAAAUGAUAUGCCUGGACAAUAUUUUGGAUUGGUUUGUGAGCCAAAUUAUCAGAGAUGGGUUCAAGGACAACAAUAUGAAAGUCGAUUUUGUGCAGUAUGCUUUACUAUGGUGGAAAAGCACUAUUUCUCGGCGGAUUUAUAUUGUUCUGAGACUGGACAAUGGAAUGAACCUCUUCUGUUGA